Messenger RNA from Coregonus sp. 'balchen', 20448 nucleotides. The record is from the annotation of a GenBank genome assembly. NCBI's taxonomy places the organism in Eukaryota, Metazoa, Chordata, Actinopteri, Salmoniformes, Salmonidae.
AGGAACGUAAGACCCCUCAGACUUACGACGCAGCGCCACCCACUGGAGAGGAAUGAGCCAGGCUACGCAACCAUUGGGUCAGUAGUUAAGCCAAACAAACACCUGUCUGGGACCUACACACACGCAUCAGGCCAGACACCAAGCUCAAAUACACAAACACACAUGUUGUAAUAUGUUUUUGCCUCUGUCGGAAAGACAGGAAGGAUAGUCCCGGCAGGUGUAAAGGUAUACAAGUUGAACGACACACAAACAAACUCUCCCAGGUGGAGUGCUCCUCCAUAUACAGCUCGGAGUCCCAGCUUACCUAUCACUCAGCAGCUCACCCAUACAAUUGAGAAGCUACAUGUUCCACAUUCCUGAACCCCCCCCCCCCCCCUCUUUUUUUCAGUGGAACUGGGUUGGGGGUUGGGGAUAACCUCUAAAGUAGGGAGAAUAGCAACGGAGAGGGAGGAAGAGAUGUAUACGAUUUCUAUGAAGUGUGCAGUGUUCUUCCGCCAUACGUUGUGUUGUGCUUUGCUUUGGGGAGUCUGAAAAGUGUCCGAUCCAUGAGGACCUGAAAAUAAAAGUGUGGGAAGGGAGAGAGAGAGAGAGCGAAGCCCUUUGGUCUGCUUUCCCAGGCUGUCCGUCAGGAAGGCUGGAUUUUUUUUACACCGUGACCACCGCGUUGCCCUUUCCUGGGGAAAUCCGAGACAAACAGAAAGCAGUGGGGGGAGGGGAACAGGAACACUGGGCCUGGGAAGGAGAGGAGGGGGGGGGGGCGCGAGGCAGGAACUUUUGGGAAUGCUUAGGAACAUACCCAGUCUACACCUCCCCUUUUGUUACCAGGCCUUUUUAAACCCCAGCCCUCCAGAAAUGUGCCCUGUCCUCUCAGUUCUCAGUGGGUGUUAUGGCUUUAAAUCAAACCAAAAGCAAAGCAGAACUCCUCCAAAACUCGGUCAGUAGCCCUAAACAACUGCUGUUAAUACUAUCCUAUCCCACUCCUUUUGAGUUAAUGAUAACCCAGUUAUUCUUAAAGUGGAACUGACAGCAUUUUAACUAGUUUGCAGUCGUCCUCACGGUGACCGUACGUACAUAUCCCAACCAGAAGCCAUAGAUUACAGGCAACAUCCGCACCGAGCUAAAGGCUAGAGCUGCCGCUUUCAAGGACCGGGACACUAAUCCGGAUGCUUAUAAGAAAUCUCGCUAUGCCCUCACACAAAUCUUCAAACAGGCAAAGCAUCAAUUCAAGACUAAGAUUGAAUCCUACUACACUGGCUCUGACGCUCGUCGGAUGUGGCAGGGCUUGCACAUUUUUACGGACUACGAAGGGAAACCCAGCCGCGAGCUGCCCAGUGACGCAAGCCUACCAGAUGGGCUAAAUGCCUUUUAUGCUUGCUUCGAGGCAAGAAACACUGAAGCAUGCAUGAGAGCACCAGCUGUUCCGGAUGACUUUGUGAUCACGCUCUCCGUAGCCGAUGUGAGCAAGACAUUUAAACAGGUCAACAUUCAUGUACACAUUUGUGUACUCAAAGCAUGCACUUGCCAGUUGCGCGGACCAACUGGCAAGUGUCUUCACUGACAUUUUCGAACUCUCCCUGACCGAGUCUGUAAUACCUACAUGUUUCAAGCAGACCACCAUAGUCCCUGUGCCCAAGAAAGCGAAGGUAACCUGCCUAAAUGACUACCGCCCCAUACCACUCACGUCGGUAACCAUGAAGUGCUUUGAAAGGCUGGUCAUAUCAACACCGUCAUCCCGGAAACCCUAGACCCACUCCAAUUCGCAUACCGCCCCAACAGAUCCACAGAUAUCUCAAUCUCACGUCACACUGCCCUUUCCCACCUGGACAAAAGGAACACCUAUGUGAGAAUGCUGUUCAUUGACUACAGCUCAGUGUUCAACACUGUAGUGCCCACAAAGCUCAUCACUAAGCUAAGGACCCUGGGACUAAACACCUCCCUCUGCAACUGGAUCCUGGACUUCCUGACGAGCCGCCCCCAGGUGGUAAGGGUAGGCAACAACACAUCUACCACGUUGAUCCUCAACACGGGGGCCCCUCAGGGGUGCGUGCUUAGUCCCCUUCUGUACUCCCUGUUCACCCACGACUGCGUGGCCAAGCACGACUCCAACACCAUCAUUAAGUUUGCUGAUGACACAACAGUGGUAGGCCUGAUCACCGACAACGAUGAGACCGCCUAUAGGGAGGAGGUCAGAGACCUGGAAGUGUGGUGCAAGGACAACAACCUCUCCCUCAACGUGAGCAAGACAAAGGAGAUGAUUGUGGACUACAGGAAAAGGACAUGCCCCCAUUCACAUUGAUGGGGCUGUAGGGGAGAGGUUGAGAGUUUCAAGUUGCUUGGUGUCCACAUCACCAACAAACUAUCAUGGUCCAAACACACCAAGACAGUCGUGAAGUGGGCACAACAAAGCAUAUUCCCCCUCAGGAGACUGAAAAUAUUUGGCAUGUGUCCCCAGAUCAUCAAAAAGUUAUACAGCUGCACCAUCGAGAUCAUCCUGACCGAUUGCAUCACCGCCUGGUAUGGCAACUGCUCUGCAUCCGACCUUAAGGUGCUACAGAGGGUAGUGCGUACGGCCCAGUACAUCACUGGGGCCAAGUUUCCUGCCAUCCAGGACCCACACUACCAGUCAAAAGUUUGGACACACCUACUCAUUCAAGGGUUUUUCAAAAUAUAUUUAUAUUUGAGAUUCUUCAAAUGGCCACCCUUUGCCUUGAUGACAGCUUUUGCACACUCUUGGCAUUCUCUCAACCAGCUUCAUGAGAUAGGAAUGCAUUUCAAUUAACAGGUGUGGCUUGUUAAUUUGUGGAAUUUCUUUCCUUCUUAAUGUGUUUGAGACUAAUCAGUUGUGUCGUGACAAGGUAGGGGGGUUUACAGAAGAUAACCCUAUUUGGUAAAAGACCAAGUCCAUAUUAUGGCAUGAACAGCUCAAAUAAGCAAAGAGAAACAACAGUCCAUCAUUACUUUAAGACAUAAUGGUCAGUCAAUACGGAACAUUUCAAGAACUUUCUUCAAGUGCAGUCGCAAAAACCAUCAAGGCUAUGAUGAAACUGGCUCUCAUGAGGACCGCCACAGGAAUGGAAGACCCAGAGUUACCUCUGAUACCUCUGUUCCAACUGCCGUGGCUUUGUGAGAUGCCGUGUGGGUGAAUGGAUGAUCUCUGCAUGUGUAUUUCCCAUAGUAAAGCAUGGAGGAGGAGGUGUUAUGGUGUGGGGGUGCUUUGCUGGUGACACUAUGUCAUUUAUGUUAGAAUUCAAGGCACACUUAACCAGCAUGGCUACCACAGCAUUCUGCAGUGAUACGCCAUCCCAUCUGGUUUGGGCUUAGUGGGACUAUAAUUUGUUUUUCAACAGGACAAUGACCCAACACACCUCCAGGCUGUGUAAGGGCUAUUUUACCAAGAAGGAGAGUGAUGGAGUGCUGCAUCAGAUGACCUGGCCUCCACAAUCCCCCGACCUCAACCCAAUUGAGAUGGUUUGGGAUGAGUCGGACCGCAGAGUGAAGGAAAAGCAGCCAACAAUGUGGGAGCUCAGCAUAUGUGGGAACGCCUUCAAUACUGUUGGAAAAGCAUUCAAGGUGAAGCCAGUUGAGAGAAUGCCAAGAGUGUGCAAAGCUGUCAUCAAGGCAAAGGGGUGGCUAUUUGAAUAAUCUCAAAUCUCAAAUAUAUUUUGAUUUGUUUAACACUUUUUUGGUUACUACAUGAUUCCAUAUGUGUUAUUUCAUAGUUUUGAUGUCUUCACUAUUAUUCUACAAUGUAAAAAUAAAGAAAAACCCUUGAAUGAGUAGGUGUGUCCAAACUGUUGACUGGUACUGUAUAUACUAGGCAGUGUUAGAGGAAGGCCCAAAAAAUUGUCAAAGACUCCAGUCACCCAAGUCAUAGACUGUUCUCUCUGCUACCGCACGGCAAGCGGUACCGGAGCGCCAAGUCUAGGUCCAAAAGGCUCCUUAAAAGCUUCUACCCCCAAGCAAUAAGACUGCUGAACAAUUAAUAAAAUGUUCACCCGGACUAUUUGCAUUGACCCUCCCCCCCCCCCCCUUUGUUUUUACACUGCUGCUACUCGCUGUUUAUUAUCUAUGCAUAGUCACUUUACCGCUACCUACAUGUACAAAUUACCUCGACUAACCUGUAACCCCGCACAUUGACUCGAUACCGUACUUUAGUUCAUUUAGUAAAUAUUUUCUUAACUCUAAUUUAUUAAAACUACAUUGUUGGUUAAGGGCUUGUAAGUAAGCAUUUCACGGUAAGGUCUACACCUGUUGUAUUCGGCACGUGACUAAUAACAUUUAAUUUAAUGUAUUUGAAACUGACAAUCAUAUCAGUUAAAAACAUCAAAUUCCCAGUUUAUGCAAUAAAACCAACUUUAUUAGAGGUUUUAAAAAUAGGUUAUAUUUGAAUAAACAUUACUUGAUGUACACUAACGCAUUGUUAUCAGAAUAGAUGGCUGCAGUUCAAUGCAUGAUUCAUAUAAUUCACCAAUACAUUUCUUGGUAGUCCAAAGAAUAUUGCUAUCAAGUUGUAAGUCACAGGUGGCGUGGUACAUUGUUUGCUGCCUCCAUUCGGGAUGCACUGUUUCAGUUUCAAUGACUCAAUAUUUUUGGAUAAAAACAGAUGUAUAUACAAUCAAACUAGCAAGGACAAUGAUCACAAGUCAGUCAUAACGUGGCUAAUAGGCUAGCGUAUCUAUUUAGGUAGCAAGCUAAAAACACGGAGCCUAACGUUAGCUAGCUAGCUGCUAGGAGGAUGUCAUGUCAUGUCAUUGGAGGAGUGGGUGAGUGACUUUUUCCCCUCAUCGUUGUUUUCGGUGGCUAUACACAGCUAGAGAUGCAGGUGUAAUUUGGUUAGCUAGCAAGAACUUGAACGACAUAUCUCGUGCAUUCGCAAAUUCACUCUGACUAUCUACUCUGAUUUCAGAGCACUCUCGUCUGUGUGCCAGAGCACAGAAUAGCUGAUGAAUUUACGAACGCGCAACACCCGCUGAAUAUGACCGGUGUCAGUAAACGUAGGCAAAGAAAGUAAUAGUUAGACACGAACGCUCUAGAUAACAUGUAAACAGCCUAGCUAACCAGCUCUGCUAGGGUGAGUAAAAUGGUCAGAGUGAGGUGUUCUCUCAUUUGUGUCUGAAAGUAGCUAGCUAGCAAGCUAGUCAACUUUAGCUUGGGUGCUUGAUUGGGAUAAGCAUGCAUUGGCAGGCAAGCUGAAAAAGGACGAGUAGGCUACAAUUCCCCAUGGUUUUAUCAGUGCAAUUUUGACAGCCAAUUAGCUGAAAAAGUUUGAGAGGGUUUAUCUAAUAUUCCUUUGUUAGAUUUUUGCUUAUCUCGCUCUGGAUAGCAUUAGUUGCUCUGGCAAGCAUUAGAGAGAGCCUACCUUUUCAUGGUUGUUUGAUCAAUAGGACUGUAAAGUUCCCAAAUGUAAGAGGACUCCCGUGGUAUUGACAUAUUUGCAGAAAUCUAUUCAGGUGUAUUUUGUGGCUUUUGGCGAAUACGUUCUAAUGAUCUAAAGUCGCGCUGUUGCAACUGCCUGUAAACACACAGUCCAGUUAAAAGUGAAUGAUGGCAGGCCUGUGUGGCAAAAUGGCUUGUUUGCAUGAAAGCCUACCGUAGCUCUGAUUGGCUGUGGGGCGCACCGGUCUGCGUCGACUCCGGUCCUGGACGAGACAGAUGUUUUUAAUAGGUUUUAUUUACUGCAGUGUCUAUUAAUUGUCCAAAUGCACGGCUGCCUUCCCACUCUACAUUGUUAUAGAAUGUUCACAAAGGCCUUACUGUACGUCCUUCCCAAACAUUCUAAGAAUUUAUGAAAAUGACCAUAUCUAAGUGCUCGCUUGUCAGAUUUUUUUUUUGAAGUGUCAUAUUCUUCCUGGGGGGUGUAUAUGAACAGAUUUUAAUAAGAUGUCAUGUUGCUAAAAUUCUGUCAGUUCCACUUUAAGUAGCAGUGAUAUAAACAUUAAGGCAUAGUGACACAUAGUGACGGAGUGGUUAGUGUAGCAAUAGGCUAACGUCAAAAAGGACAAGUGCUAAUGUGUGUGUGAUUUGUUCAGUUUGCCAUGCUUCAGGAUUCGGGAAGUUAGGCAUAUCUAGUGUGAGUGAAACAUGGAGAGAAAGGGAAAGUAUGAAAGUGGGUGGGCUGCUCCAAUGGGUUGGGUGAAGGGUUAGGCUGGUAACCCCUAUGCCAAUGACAGGUUGGAGUGAGAGGUCAGUGUGUAACCCCAUAUCACCUGUGUGACCUCCAGGUGCUGACCCCACGGCGCUGAGAGAACAACUCUUUGACUUCUGGACCAGGAAAGAGCUAGAGGCGGUGAGACAGAAAGCUGCAUUUACAGUGUGUCUGUCAUCAACUUCACAGUCAGGUCGUGUGUGUGAGAGAGAGAGAGAGCGUGUGUGUGUGUGUGAGAAAAAAGCUUGACGGAAUGAAUGAGCGAGCAGUGUAAUGUCAUGUCACAUGCCAGGUCUAAACUGGAGAUAUCUAUGAGAAUAUUGAGCGAAUGACUGUGUGUCUGAAAUAUUGUGCAAAAGAUCAAGCCUCAAGAUUACAAUCUCUCAAACAGACAUGCAUUGUUUGUAGAUAUUGACUAACUGAGGCACAAAAAAAUUGUGAGAUGUUGAAUGAGAAAGGGGAAGUGUGUGACGGUGAGCGCGAAGUACUGUGAGUACUAAAUUCUAUCUAAACAAAAUUAAAGAUUCAAUAUUUUAUUGCCAUGCCAAACAAAGUGUUAGGCAAUUGACAGCUUAUGUGUAACUUGGAGAUGGGAGAUUUGAGCAAAAAAGUUAAUAUGCACAGAUGUUAGGAUUCAGCCCAGAUGGAGAGAGUGUAUCUAAUCCCCCCCAUCUCCUCCCCUGUCCUCUCAGCUGCGAGCUGUAGCCUUCAAGGGCUUUUCAGACUUCCAGACACCCCUAGAGGACCUGCUGGGUGUCCUGGAGGGCUGUCCAGGCAGGCAGAAGGGGAAGGCUACCACCAUGGGUCACAGCAUCCUCAUGGAGUUUGAGCGCUGGAGACGCACCCACCCCAAGGUCAGUCCCAGUAAAGGAAAAACACAUGCUCAACUCUACUGAAGAUCCUCUUCUGUAAACAAGUAAAAAGGGUGCUAGGAACCAAAAAUCAAUCACAUAAAAUAAAAAGGCCAGCACUUUAUUUCACUUGAAUAUGAUUUGCACACACCACACACUGUCACACACACUGAGGAAGGUGCAAGCCGAAAUGUACAGUGCAUUCGAAAAGUAUUCAGACUGUUCCUUUACUUUUUCCUUUAUUUUUUUCCACAUUUUGUUACGUUACAGCCAUAUUCUAAGUUGGAUUCAAUUGUUUGCACAUUUAUAAAAAUAUAAAAACGGAAAUACCACAUUUACAUAUAGUACCAUUCAGUAGUUUGGACACACCUACUCAUUCCAGGGUUUUUCUUUAUUUUUACUAUUUUAUACAUUGUAGAAUAAUAGUGAAGACAUCAAAACAAUGAAAUAACACAUAUGGAAUCAUGUAGUAACCAAAAAAGUGUUAAACAAAUAAAAAUAUAUUUUAGAAUUUAGAUUCUUCAAAGUAGCCACCCUUUGCCUUGAUGACAGCUUUGCACACUCUUGGCAUUCUCUCAACCCGCUUCAUGAGGUAGUCACCUGGAAUGCAUUUCAAUUAACAGGUGUGCCUUGUUAAAAGUUAUUUUGUGGAAUUGCUUUCCUUAAUGCGUUUGAGCCUAUCAGUUGUGUUGUGACAAGGUAAGGGUGGUAUACAGAAGAUAACCCUAUUUGGUAAAAGACCAAGUCCAUAUUAUGGCAAGAACAGCUCAAAUAAGCAAAGAGAAACGACAGUCCAUCAUUACUUUAAGACAUGAAGGUCAGUCAAUCCGGAAAAUCUCAAUAACUUUUAAAGUUUCUUCAAGUGCAGUCACAAAAACCAUCAAGGCUAUGAUGAAACUGGCUCUCAUGAGGACCGCCACAGGAAUGGAAGACCAAGUGUUAUCUCUGCUGCAGAGGACAAAUUCAUUAGAUUUAACUGCACCUCAGAUGGCAGCCCAAAUAAAUGCUUCACAGAGUUCAAGUAACCGACACAUCUCAACAUCAACUGUUCAGAGGAGACUGCAUGAAUCAGGGCUUCAUGGUCGAAUUGCUGCAAAGAAACCACUACUAAAGGACAACAAUAAGAAGAAGAGACUUGCUUGGGCCAAGAAACACGAGCAAUGGAUAUUAGACCGGUGGAAAUCUGUCCUUUGGUCUGAUGAGUCCAAUUUAGAGAUUUUUGGUUUCCCACUGCCGUGUCUUUGUGAGACGCAGAGUAGGUGAACGGAUGAUCUCUGCAAGUGUGGUUCCCACCAUGAAGCAUGGAGGAGGAGGUGUUAUGGUGUGGGGGUGCGUUGCUGGUGACACUGACAGUGAUUUAUUUAGAAUUCAAGGCACACUUAACCAGCAUGGCUACCAUAGCAUUCUGCAGUGAUACGCCAUCCCAUCUGGUUUGGGCUUAGUGGGACUAUCAUUUGUUUUUCAACCUCCAGGCUGUGUAAGGGCUAUUUUACCAAGAAGGAGAGUGAUGGAGUGCUGCAUCAGAUGACCUGGCCUCCACAAUCCCCCGACCUCAACCAAAUUGAGAUGGUUUGGGAUGAGUCGGACGGCAGAGUGAAGGAAAAGCAGCCAACAAGUGCUCAACAUAUGUGAGAACUCCUUCAAGACUGUUGGAAAAGCAUUCUUCAUGAAGCUGGUUGAGAGAAUGCCAAGAGUGUGCAAAGCUGUCAUCAAGGCAAAGGUUUGCUAUUUUGAAGAAUCUCAAAUAUAAAAUAUAUUUUGAUUUGUUUAACACUUUUUUGGUUACUAGAUGAUUCCAUGUGUGUUAUUUCAUAGUUUUGAUGUCUUCACUAUUAUUCUACAAUGUAGAAACUAGUCAAAAUAAAGAAAAACCCUUGAAUGAGUAGGUGUGUCCAAACUUUUGACUGGUACUGUAAGAAUUCAUUCCCUUUACUCAGUACUUUGUUGAAGCACCUUUUGUCAGCGAUUACAGCCUCGAGUCUUCUUGGGUAUGACGCUACAAGCUUGGCACACCUGUAUUUGGGGAGUUUCUCCCAUUCUUCUCUGCAGAUCCUCUCAAGCUCUGUCAGGUUGGAUGGGGAGUGUCGCUGCACAGCUAUUUUCAAGUCUCUCCAGAGAUGUUUGAUCGGGUUCAAGUCCGGGCUCUGGCUGGGCUCUCAAGGACAUUCAGAGACAUGUCCCAAAGCCACUCCUGCUUUGUCUUGGCAGUGUGCUAAGGGUCGUUGUCCUAUUGGAAGGUGAACCUUAGCCCCCAGUCUGAGGUCCUGAGCGAUCUGAAGCAGGUUUUCAUCAAGGAUCUCUCUGUACUUUGCUCCGUUCAUAUUUCCCUCGAUCCUGACUAGUCUCCCAGUUCCUGCCACUGAAAAACAUCCCCACAGCAUGAUGCUGCCAUCACCAUGCUUCACCGUAGGGAUGGUAUUGGCCAGGUGAUGAGCGGUGCCUGGUUUCCUCCAGAUGUGAUGCUUGGCAUUCAGGCCAAAGAGUUCAAUCUUGGUUUCAUAAGACCAGAGAAUCUUGUUUCUCAUGGUAUGAGAUUCCUUUAGGUGCCUUUUGGCAAACUCCAAGCGGGCUGUCAUGUGCCUUUUUACUGAGGAGUGGCUUCCGUCUGGCCACUCUACCAUAAAGGCCUGAUUGGUGAAGUGCUGCAGAAAUGGUUGUCCUUCUGGAAGGUUCUCCCAUCUCCACACAGGUACUCUGGAGCUCUGUCAGAGUGAGCAUCAGGUUCUUGGUCACCUCCCUGACCAAGGCCCUUCUCCCCCGAUUGCUCAGUGUGGCCGGGCGGCCAGCUCUAGGAAGAGUCUUGGUAGUUCCAAACUUCUUCCAUUUAAGAAUGAUGGAGGCCACUGUGUUCUUGGGGACCUUCAAUGCUGCAGAACCUUUUUGGUACCAUUUCCCAGAUUAUGUGCAUCAACACAAUCCUGUCUCGGAGCUCUACGGACAAUUCCUUCGACCUCAUGGCUUGGUUUUUGCUCUGACAUGCACUGUCAACUGUGGGACCUUAUAUAGACAGGUGUGUGCCUUUCCAAAUCAUGUCUAAUCAAUUGAAUGUACCACAGGUGGACUCCAAUCACGUUGUAGAAUCAUCUCAAGGAUGAUCAAUGGAAACAGGAUGCAACUGAGCUCAAUUUCGAGUCUCAUAGCAAAGGGCCUGAAUGCUUAUGUAAAUGUAAUAUUUCCGUGUUUUAAUACAUUUGCAAACAUUUCUAAAAACCUGUUAUUGCUUUGUCAUAAUGGGGUAUUGUGUGUAGAUUGAUGAGGGGGAAAAAACAAUUAAAUCAAUUUUAGAAUAAGGCUGUAACGUAACAAAGUGGAAAAAGUGAAGGGGCCCGAAUACUUUCCGAAUGCACUGUAUGCUUGUGGUUUAUUAAUUAAGACAUAUCGAUACUAUGAGUUAAAGGAAACCAUCACAAAGCGUCAUUUGUAAUUCAAACCUAACCCCAGGUGACCCUCCAGGCCGUCCCGGAGGUCUCUAAACUGGGGCUGCAGCGUCGUGCUCUCAUCCUCCUCACGGACGCCCAGCCCAGCUUCAUGGAUCCUCUCAUAGACAUCUACCAGCUGGGGAGUCUGGACCGGAGCACCCUGAGGCUGCAUAUCAUCAGACUGCAGGCUCUCAACUGCUACAGGGAGGUGGGUUAGUGUUCUGCUAUUCUCCUUCAUCUGGUUGUUGUGGCGGGGUGGAUGGGAAUCAAAUGAGUUAAUCAUGAUGGAGUCAGACAAAGCUGUAUUAGGUGAAUUAAUGAAACUAUAAAUCUCUUGUUUUGGAAUCGAAAUGAAUGUUUUUAGAUAUGAACAAUUAGUAACGUAUAUUUGAUUCAAUGUUAUAAUUGUUUUUCAGGCUGCGUUGUUAACCAUGAAACUGGAGCUUCAGAAUGAAUUGGAUAUGGAGGAGGUGAGAGAUCAGAACUUGUUAUCAAAAGCAAAGGUGUGUCUGUGUGUGUUGCUACUAAACCAUAACCCCCUCGUGUGUGUGUGUGUGUGUGUGUGUGUGUGUGUGUGUUGCAGAUGUGUGUCCCCCUGAUUCUACAGGACAAGCUUCCUAUGGCUGAAUCAUUUGUAAGGGGCCAUCCUAAACUGGAGGAACAUAUGGUCACACUGCUGGACUCCUGGUGCCAUCCUGACUUCAGCAUAGCACAACUAUGCAGGUAUGGUUUGUUUGACUCUCUUUUUCUGUGCGGUGUGUGUGUGCGUUUGUGACAUUAGUUGGGUGGUUUAUGUUUCCUUGUGCUUCACUGCAGGCAGUUCCCCCGCUUGUCCCUCUCCAAACAUCAAACUGAUCAAAUCCAGCCUAAGAUGCUCAGCAAACAAGUGUUUCGACUGAUGGAGAAAUUUAACAUCGACCCAGGUGUGUGUGUGCGUGCGCAUGUGUGUGCGUGUGUUUUCUGAUGUGCCCAUGUGUAUCACUGAUCAUCAGUGUGCCUAAUCAAUAUUUUCAGUGGUUUCAUUUUUCACUUUGCAGGCCUGUGUCCCAACUCUGUGUACAAGCGUAAAUCGGACUCCAUGCGUUUCCUCAUGUAUAAAAGGUUUGUGGAGGUAAGCAGCAGGCCUGGGGCCUUUAACAUGAUACCUUUACAUUUGAGUAAUUUAACAGGCGUUCUUAUGCAGUGUCACUUGCAAUCAGGUCAUUCAAUUAAAGUAUGUUUCUUUAUGUUCUGUGAGGCCUCUGCUUUUCGCCCCAUUCACAUGUCCUCACUUCUCACCCCUCUGUCUUUCAGAAAGGCAUGUCAGAGGAGAACUGGAGUGACCAUGUACAGGUACGCCAUGUGAAAUUAGCUUCAAUUUUUGCUUAGUUUAGUUUGUUAAAAAUGCACAACAGGGCCCAUGCAUGAUAUAAUCUCAGUUUCUCAGUCAUUGGUUGGUUGAUUGAUGGUGUGUGUGUGUGUUCUGUGUUCACUAUAUUGACGAGUAUGGUCAGUCCACAGUGGCAGACGACCCAGAGCUGCAAAUCCAGUUGGUGGAGCUGAUGGUCAAAUAUGGUGGGAUGGUCAGUGCUGCCCAGUGGUCACUACGCUACGGUCUCCCCAAAGAUCGGCUGCCGUUUGGGGUGUGGGACACACAGGAGAGCCUACCACCCUCGUUGAGGUAAGGAGCUGUGGAUAGCCUACCACCCUCGUUGAGGUAAGGAGCUGUGGAGAGCCUACCACCCUCGUUGAGGUAAGGAGCUGUGGAGAGCCUACCACCCUCGUUGAGGUAAGGAGCUGUGGAGAGCCUACCACCCUUGUUUAGGGAAGGAGCUGUGGAGAGCCUACCACCCUUGUUUAGGGAAGGAGCUGUGGAGAGCCUACCACCCUUGUUUAGGGAAGGAGCUGUGGAGAGCCUACCACCCUUGUUUAGGGAAGGAGCUGUGGAGAGCCUACCACCCUUGUUUAGGGAAGGAGCUGUGGAGAGCCUACCACCCUUGUUUAGGGAAGGAGCUGUGGAGAGAAUGUAGGAAUGAAGGAAAAGAAUGUCAUCUUAUCAAUCAGUCAAUCAACGUCUGUGUGUGGUCCAUUGUCCACACACACACUCAUUCAAUCCUGUGCCUCUUCUUCAGGGAGGUAUCUAAAGGUUGCAGUGCUGAGUCGUGGGACCCGCCCCAGGCACACCGUGAUAGGUUCUACCAGCUGCCAAUCACCAGGGACCAUGUCCACUUCCUGGAGACCCUGGAGGGGCUGCAGCUCUGCAGAGAGACAGUGCUACAGGUAUCAAUCAAUCAGAGAGGUGGUUCCACUGAUGGCUUGUGUGUGUGUGUGUGUACACGAUAGCAUGUAAUAAUUUGAAUAAGCUUAGUUUAUAAAGGUUCUCUUGUAGAAAAUGUGCAGCCUAAAUCCCAUGUAAGCACUAAACACCUAUGAAAACUGUUAACUGUGGUAAAAUAAUAGCAUUUAUAAACUGGGUGGUUCGAGCCCUGAAUGCUGAUUUGGCUGACAGCCAUGGUAUAUCAGACCGUAUACCACGGGUAUGACAAAACAUUUAUUUAUACUGCUCUAAUUACGUUGGUAACCAGUUUACAAUAGCAAUACGGCACCUCUGGGGUUUUUGGUACAUGGCCAAUAUACCACGGCUAAGGGCUGUAUCCAGGCACUCCGCGUUGCAUCGUGCCAAAGAACAGCCCUUAGCCGUGGUAUAUUGGCCAUGUACCACACCCCCUCAGGCCUUAUUGCUUAAUUAUAUAAGCAUGUCUGAAUAUUCCCAACCCCUAAAUAUCUCCCCUCCUCUCCCCUGUUCUCCAGCCUGGUUGUAUAGUAGGUGUGGACAUGGAGUGGAGGGCAGGGUUCGGUGCAGUGUCUCCCCAGCAGAGGGUAGCUUUGAUCCAGCUGGCUGUGCCAGGCCAGGUGUUCCUGUUGGACCUGUGUGCCCAUGGAUUCUCUCAACACAACAUCACUGUCACCUUUAUCAGGAGCCUCUUCUCUGCUCCCACAGUCCUCAAGCUGGGUGAGUGGAGGGAUCGGUCUAUAUUGGAUUUAUUUUUGUCUUCAAAACAUUUGGGGAAAGGGUCUUGAUGUGCCUUCAGUGCCUUAGGUUGUCUGUCCAUGUGUCGGCCAGACCUAUGUUCAAAUAAUUGUCCUAAUACUUUAGAUGUGCUUUAUUGAGCUCGUCUGACACAAUGGAAUGAACCAAUGGAAUAAUCCAGGCAGGCUCAAUUAUAUACUAUUUUGAACCCUGGUCUGACAUGACUCUGUCUGUGUCCAGGUUAUGGGAUGGCAGGGGACCUGAAGUGUCUCCUGGCCACAUGGUCCCAGUUCUCUGAGGAACCUCUGAAGAUGGAAGGAGUGUUAGAUCUACUGAACGUGCACCAACAGGUACAGUACAGUUCACCUCAGACCCACCUGGUCUACUGGAGCGUGUUGGCCCUAGAGAGGGUUAUGUACAUACGGCAUAUCUGACUAUACAUUACCAAGAUCAUCUGAGUAUUUUCACCCUCUAGCUGCAAGCUUUGAGGCACAGUCAAGACUACAUUCAAGUUCUUCUGGGGGUAUAGAUUUGUAUUUGUAUUUGUAGAUGGUAGGCUAUAUAGGUUAAAAAGCAGCAAAACUACAUUAUAAGAUUAUAUAAAAACAGGCCGUGUUACUACAUUAUUGAAAAUAGGCUUCCCCUCUUCUAAGCGUGACCAGUAUCCUGUAUGUGUGUGAUCCCUAGAUGCAGCGUAGUGCCAGCAGUCGGGGUGGCAGUGGGGGUCCCCGUGGAGUGCUGGUUGGGGAGGGCCCAUCAGAGAAGGGUCUCAGUCUCCUGGUCCAGCAGGUCCUGGGGAAACCCCUGGAUAAGAUGGAACAGCUGUCUAACUGGGAGAGACGACCACUGAGGACGAGUCAGCUACGAUACGCAGGUAAACCCACACGCUACGGAGGUACACACACACACACACACGCACACGCACACUCACACUCACACACACACACACACACACACUCUCUCUCUCAAAAUUCAAUUCAAAGGGAUAUAUUGGCAUGGGAAACAUAUGUUUACAUUGCCAAAGCAAGUGAAAUAGAUCAUCAACAAUAAAAAAAAAAACAGUUCCAAAGGAAUAAAGACAUUUCAAAUGUCAUAUUAUGUCUAUAUACAGUGUUAUAACGAUGUGCAAAUAGUUGAAGUACAAAAGGGAAAAUAAAUAAACAUAAAUAUGGGUUCUAUUUACAAUGGUGUUUUGUUCUUCACUGGUUGCCAUUUUCUUGUGGCAACAGGUCACAAAUAUUGCUGCUGUGAUGGCACACUGGUAUUUCACCCAAUAGAUAUUGGAGUUUAUCAAAAUAUUAUUUGUUUUCGAAUUCUUUGUGGAUCUGUGUAAUCUGAGGGAAAUAUGUGUCUCUAAUAUGGUCAUACAUUUGGCAGGAGGUUAGGAAGUGCAGCUCAGUUUCCACCUCAUUUUGUGGGCAGUGUGCACAUAGCCUGUCUUCUCUUGAGAGCCAGGUCUGCCUACGGUGGCCUUUCUCAAUAGCAAGGCUAUGCUCAUUGAGUCUGUACAUAGUCAAAGCUUUCCUUAAUUUUGGGUCAGUCACAGUGGUCAGGUAUUCUGCCACUGUGUACUCUCUGUUUAGGGCCAAAUAGCAUUCUAGUUUGCUCUGUUUUUUUGUAAAUUCUUUCCAAUGUGUCAAGUAAUUAUCUUUUUGUUUUCUCAGGAUUUGGUUGGGUGUAAUUGUGUUGCUGUCCUGGGGCUCUGUGGGGUCUGUUUGUGUUUGUGAACAGAGCCCCAGGACCAGCUUACUUAGGGGACUCUUCUCCAGGUUCAUCUCUCUGUAGGUGCUGGCUUUGUUAUGGAAGGUUUGGGAAUCGCUUCCUUUUAAGUGGUUGUAGAAUUUAACGGCUUUUUUCUGGAUUUUGAUAUUUAGCGGGUAUCGGCCUAAUUCUGCUCUGCAUGCGUUAUUUCUCUCCGUCUCUCUCUCUCGCUCUCUCUCUCUCUCUCUCAUUCUUGCGAAGGCCAAUAAAGGGAACUGAACUGGAGCCUCGUUCCAAUGUCCAUAGCUACUUCCUAGAAUGCCUGCCCAAUAUAUGUCCUCAUACUUCAGUAGUAUCCUAGUGUAGACAUUUUAAAUGCUGUCUGUCUUUGAAGAGAUAAAGGGACAGACGAUACUAUCUCUCUCUUUUGAUCUUCCUCUUAUCUUUAUGAGCUCUCUUAUCUCUUCAUCACAUAUUCUUUCCAGUUAUUUUCUCUCACGCCUUCUCACGUCUACCUCCUCACCCUCCUCUCUCUCUCUCUCUGUCUCUCUCACACCCUCCUCUCUCACCCUCCUCUCUCUCUCUCUCUCACACCCUCCUCUCUCUCUCUCACCCUUCUCUCUCUCUCUCUCACACCCUCCUCUCUCUCUCACCCUUCUCUCUCUCUCUCUCUCUCACCAUCCUCUCUCUCUCUCUCUCACCCUUCUCUCUCUCUCUGUCUCUCAAUUUCAAUUUCAAUUUAAGGGCUUUAUAGGCAUGGGAAACGUGUGUUAACAUUGCCAAAGCAAGUGAAGUCGAUAGUAAACAAAAGUGAAAUAAACAAUAAAUAUUAACAGUAAACAUUACACUCAGAAGUUCCAAAAGAAUAAAGACAUUUCAAAUGUCAUAUUAUGUAUAUAUACAGUGUUGUAACAAUGUGCAAAUAGUUAAAGUACAAAUGGGAAAAUAAAUAAACAUAAAUAUGGGUUGUAUUUACAAUGGUGUUUGUUCUUCACUGGUUGCCGUUUUCUUGUGGCAACAGGUCACAAAUCUUGCAGCUGUGAUGGCACACUGUGGUUUUUUCACCCAGUAGAUAUGGGAGUUUAUCAAAAUGUGUUUGUUUUUCAAAUUCUUUGUGGAUCUCUGUAAUCUGAGGGAAAUAUGGGUCUCUAAUAUGGUCUCUUUUUCUCUCUCUCUCUCUCCAGCUGUCGACGCGUACUGCUUACUGGACGUCUACUCAGCCCUCUCUUGUGACCCAGCAUGCUUUGGGCUGCCACAGGACUUGUGCUCGAUCUCCUCACUUCAGACGGAGAAGAGUAAAGCGGAGAAGAAGAGUAAAGAGGAGAAGAAGAAGCAAGCCCGGGUCAGAGGCUAACUACAACUUUGCCACAUCGCCGCCACUAUUGUUUUGUUUGGUUAAGGGUUAGCCAGGGUUGUCAUGGCUAAAUUUUUUAAACAUCAUGAAACCUGAAUUCCAAGAAGUGUUACUCCCUAUAAAGCUCAAUGAGGUGAUGACAAGUUCACACAACUUAGUCCUGGGUGGUUUCAGUACUCUGAUUCUACUUCAUAGGCUACGUAGAACCAAGCAGGGAUAGAAUGGCUCUUUUUAGAAUGUCUCCUCUACCAAUCAGAGCAGGGUUUAGGUCUUAUUGGACAGGGUCAGGAAGUACCUCCCUAUUUCAAAACGUUUCUCUCUAUUGAACACAACCCAUGUUUAAAGCUUUCUCUCUCUGUAAUAUCAGGCACGCCGGGAGUCAGACCAAGCCCCAACCUCGACCCUAGGCCCAGAGAGAACUCCCCAGCCUGGGGAGGAGAGUCAGAGUCCACUGCCCCCCCCCAUGGCUCCUCAGCAGCUGCGUGUGGUGUGUGACAACAUGCUACAGGGUCUGGGGCGCUACCUGCGCUGUCUGGGGGUCGACGUGGUAUUGCUGGAGAAUACUGACGACCACAGGGUGGCUGCACAGGUAGGAUACACAGUAGGACUGACAAUAGAGAGGCACACACACAUAUUCACUGAGGCAGAAACUUGGAGAAUGACGCUCUCUCUAUAUUUUCUUCUGUUCCUCAGUUAGCCCAAGAAGACGGACGAGUCAUACUCACCUGUGGUCAGCCGUACCAGACGGUAAAUAUGAACUGCAUGUUCGAGUGAAUGUCUCAUUAUGUCUGUGGUUGAACUGGGUUCUAACUGUACAGUUGGUAUAUGCGGAGUCAGGAGAUGUUCAUUGUGUGUUUGUGUGUCUAGCUGAAGUCCCAGGUGGGAGAGGGCCGCUGCAUUGCGCUGGACUGCUCAGAAAAAGCCCGGGACCAGGCAGUACGAGUCCUGAAACACUUCAACGUCCAGCCAACCCAGUCAGACAUAUUCAGCCGCUGUCAGGUCGGUCAACAGUGUGUGUGUGUGGGUGUAAUCGUUUGUAUGUGCGUGUGCGUACGUGCCAUGGUUUCCGUUAGGGAAGUUUGGCACCGGACAAUGUGAACGGCAAGAUUUUAAUUUACUGGAUAUUUGAGAAAUUUACCGGACAUUUACAUUUUAAAUUACUCUGCCAUUUUUUAAGUAAUGUCCACCCUGUCCUUGACUUUUCCUAAAUAAGUCUAUAGAACACACUGUCGUUGUUAGAAUCUUAACAUCACUAACAGAAUGUGUGUUUAUAAGCAGUUUGUAAGAAUUUGCCCCUCAUUCACCGCCAGUCAGCCUGCGCAGCUGAUGGCCCAUCGAAUCUACACCUAAACUACACUGAACACAAAUAUAAACGCAACAUGGAACAAUUUCAAAGAUUUUAUUGAGUUACAGUUCAUAUAAGAAAAUCAGUCAAUUGAAAUAAAUAAAUUAGGCCCUAAUCUAUGAAUUUCACAUGACUGUGAAUACAGAGAUGCAUCUGUUGGUCACAAGGUAGGGGCGUGGAUCAGAAAACCAGGCAGUAUCUGGUGUGACAUCCAUUUGCCUCAUGUAGCGCGACACAUCUCCUUUGCAUAGAGAUGAUCAGGCUGUUGAUUGUGGCCUGUGGAAUGUUCACCCACUCCUGUUCAAUGGCUAUGCGAAAUUGCUGGAUAUUGGCGGGAAUGGAACAUGCUGUCGUACACGUCGAUCCAGAGCAUCCCAAACAUGAGUACGCAGGCCAUGGAAGAACUGGGACAUUUUCAGCUUCCAGGAAUUGUGUACAGGUCCUUGCGACAUGGGGCCGUGCAUUAUCAUGCUGAAACAUGAGGUGAUGGUGGCGGAUGAAUGGCACGGUAUCUCUGUGCAUUCAAAUUACCAUCAAUAAUGCGAUUGAUUGUGGUCGUUGUCCGUAGCUUAUGCCUGCCUAUACCAUAACCCCACCGCCACCAUGGGGCACUCUGUUCACAACGUUGAAAUCAGCAAACUGCCCUGCCCGGUACAGUUCAAACUGGGAUUCAUCCGUGAAGAGCACACUUCACCAGCUUGCCAGUAGCCAUCGAAGGUGAUAAUUUGCCCAUUGAAGUUUGUUACGACGCCGAACUGCAGUCAGGUCAAGACCCUGGUGAGGACGACGAGCACGCAGAUUAGCUUCACUGAGACUGUUUCUGACAGUUUGUGCAGAAAUUCUUUGAUUCACAGUUUCAUCAGCUGUCUGGGUGGCUGGUCUCAGAUGAUUCUGCAGGUGAAGAAGCCGGAUGUGGAGGUCCUGGGCUGGCGUGGUUACAAGUGGUCUGUGGUUAUGAGGCCAGUUGGACGUACUGCCAAAUUCUGUAAAACAACGUUGGCGGCGGCUUAGGGUAGAGAAAUUAACAUUCAAUUCUCUGGCAACAGCUCUGGUGGACAUUCCGGCAGUCAGCAUGCCAAUUACACGCUCCCUCAACUUGAGACAUCUGUGGCAUUGUGUUGUGUGACACAACUGCACAUUUUAGAGUGGCCUUUUAUUGUCUCCAGCACAAGGUGCACCUGUGUAAUGAUAAUGCUGUUUAAUCAGCUUCUUGAUAUGCCACACCUGUCAAGUGGAUGGAUUAUCUCACUAACAGGAAUGUAAACAAAUUUGUGCACAACAUUUUAGAGAAAUAACGUUUUUGUGGGUAUGGAACAUUAAUGGGAUAUUUUAUUUCAGCUCAUGAAACAUGGGACCAACACUUUACAUGUUGCGUUUAUAUUUUGGUUCGGUAAUAUAUCUAAACUAAUUCACACACACAAUAAGAGUUAGCCUAAAGACCAGAUUAAAUUGACAGUCUGAUGGGUGACAAUAUUAUCAAUUGUCAAAUUGUAUAUAAAGAGAAGGGCACAGAUUGGAAUUGACACGGAGUCAAAUCCUCCUACAGAGUCACAUGCAGUUAAGACGUUGUGAUUUCAAUAUGGUGUCAGAAAGAGCAGAUUCUGUAUUUCCAUCAAUGAAUGAAAAGCAUUAUUUUGCAAUGAAAUGUUUUUUGCUCCCGGAAAGUUAGGGCCGGCAAAAAAAAGUAUUAUCGGCUAAAAGCCCCAAUUACCGGCAAGCGGACAGUUUGGCCUGGUACGUGCACAUGCAUGUGUAUUCACUUACAGUCAUUUUCACAUGGACAGUUUCAUCAUUUCUGUUUCACUCUGAAGAUAAUAAUCUACAUAAUGAAAUCAUUAGGAAGAACACUCAUCUGAUUUCCAGAUAACUCCCUGUAUCACUUCCUGUUCAUAACAUUACAUUUAGAUUUUAUAUUUUAGUCAUUUAGCAGACGCUCUUAUCAAGAGCGACUUACAGUUAGUGAGUGCAUACAUUUUCAUACUGGCCCCCCGUGGCAAACGAACCCACAACCCUGGCGUUGCAAGCGCCAUGCUCUACCAACUGAGCUACAGGGGACUUGUGAAUGUGGUCGUGCAUUAUGUCAUCAUAGACUUGUGCACAUUAUUCUUUAGCUUAAAUACUAUCAGAGCAACUGUUGAACAAGGGUGUGAAACUGAAGGGUGUGGAACUCUUAUGAACAUAAACAACAGAAAAAUAUUGGUUGCUAGGGUGAUGUGUACGGAAUAAGCCAGCUCAUGGUAGUUUAGUUCCUUUUAAUGUAUUCGUCAUGAAUGAUACAAAAAAGACACUUAUGACGUGUUAGCAGAGUUAUUAGUCAGUCAUUUGCCCAAGGGAUGUCCAGUACUAUACAGUAUCUCUAAGACACAUGUCAUGUCCUGGAAUGGUGGAAAGGAAUUGAGUGUGUCAGGAAGUAGCAGAGAGAGGGCAGCGCUGGAGACCAGUUUCCUGUAAAUCAUAAUGUUUGAAGUGCCUACUGUGGUAAUAUCACUGGAACAAUGGGAUCUUUACUGUGUGCUGUAAACAGGAGGUGUCUGCUGGGAACCGACAAGACAGACAGACAGAGCAGAGAGAGGGGUCAGCCACGGAGAGGAGAGGAGAGGAGGAGGAGGGCAUAGAGGAGGCG